UUUAAGUCAGUUUUGGUGCAGUUAGUGUGCGGGUAAAUUGAACGAGCGACCACCAAAAAUUUUUUUUCAUACUUAACAAUUUGGUUGGAGGUACUUCCUUUACUUUAUCAAGAGAUUCAAUCUUUAUCCCCAAGCAUCUAUCAUCUUUUAUAGAAUGUUGUCAGCUCGUCCAGUGUUAAGAACUGCUGCUCGUUCAGCCUCUGUUGCUGCCAGAUCCUUAAGAGUUGCUCGUCCAGCUCAAUUAACUGCUAGAAGAUUUGCUUCUGCUAAAGCUGCUCCAACUGAAGUUUCCUCUAUCUUAGAAGAAAGAAUUAGAGGUGUUUCUGAUGAAGCUAACUUAAAUGAAACCGGUAGAGUUUUAUCUGUUGGUGAUGGUAUUGCCAGAGUUUUCGGUUUAAACAACAUUCAAGCUGAAGAAUUAGUCGAAUUCGCCUCCGGUGUUAAAGGUAUGGCUUUAAACUUGGAAGCUGAUCAAGUCGGUGUAGUCUUAUUCGGUUCUGAUGCUUUAGUUAAAGAAGGUGAAACCGUUAAGAGAACUGGUAAGAUUGUUGAUGUCCCAACUGGUCCUGAAUUAUUAGGUAGAGUUGUCGAUGGUUUAGGUAACCCAAUCGAUGGUAAGGGUCCAUUAAAUGCUUCUGCUUCUUCAAGAGCUCAAGUUAAAGCCCCAGGUAUUUUACCAAGAACUUCUGUCUUUGAACCUAUGCAAACUGGUUUAAAAUCUGUUGAUGCUUUAGUCCCAAUUGGUAGAGGUCAAAGAGAAUUAAUUAUUGGUGAUCGUCAAACUGGUAAGACCGCUGUUGCUUUAGAUACCAUUUUAAAUCAAAAGAGAUGGAAUGAUGGUGCUGAUGAAUCUAAAAAGUUAUACUGUGUUUACGUUGCCGUUGGUCAAAAGAGAUCUACUGUUGCUCAAUUAGUUCAAACUUUAGAACAAAAUGAUGCUCUUAAAUACUCCAUUAUUGUUGCUGCUACUGCUUCAGAAGCUGCUCCAUUACAAUAUAUUGCUCCUUUCACUGCUUGUGCUAUUGGUGAAUGGUUCAGAGACAAUGGUAAACAUGCUUUAAUUGUCUAUGAUGAUUUAUCUAAACAAGCUGUUGCUUACCGUCAAUUAUCUUUAUUAUUAAGAAGACCACCAGGAAGAGAAGCUUACCCAGGUGAUGUUUUCUACUUACAUUCUAGAUUAUUAGAAAGAGCUGCUAAGAUGUCUGAAGUUAAUGGUGGUGGUUCUUUAACUGCUUUACCAGUCAUUGAAACUCAAGGUGGUGAUGUCUCUGCUUAUAUUCCAACCAAUGUUAUUUCUAUUACUGAUGGUCAAAUUUUCUUAGAAGCUGAAUUAUUCUACAAGGGUAUUAGACCAGCUAUUAAUGUUGGUUUAUCUGUCUCAAGAGUUGGUUCUGCUGCUCAAGUUAAAGCCAUGAAACAAGUUGCUGGUUCCUUGAAAUUAUUCUUGGCCCAAUAUAGAGAAGUCGCUGCUUUCGCUCAAUUCGGUUCUGAUUUAGAUGCUUCUACUAAACAAACCUUAUCUAGAGGUGAAAGAUUAACUCAAUUAUUAAAACAAAAGCAAUACUCUCCAUUAUCUGCUGAAGAACAAGUCCCAUUAAUUUUCGCUGGUGUUAACGGUUUCUUAGAUAAUGUUGCUUUAGAAAGAAUUGGUGAAUUUGAAGAAUCUUUCUUAGCUCACUUAAAAUCUAAUGAAACUGAAAUCUUAGAUGCUAUUAAGACUAAGGGUGAAUUAUCUAAAGAAUUAUUAGAUAAAUUAAGAUCUACCACUGAAUCUUUUGUUGCUACUUUCUAAAUUAGCAAUCAUAUUUGAUACUACGACAAAUAUUUUCAUUUUCUGUAUAAAUUUAAGUAAAAUAUCGUCUUUGUUCAUUGGCGUGGUAACCUUUUAUUCCAUAAUUUUGCAUUAAAUCUCGUCUUACAUUGAUAUAUUAUUUAAACCAAUCAGAUUGUAUAUAUUUGAAUGUUUAGUAUCUUUUAAACAUUUUUCAAAAAGCAGAUAAGAAAAGAAAAAUUUAAUUCUUUCAUAAAACUUUUUAUAUUAUUUAGAAAUGAAAAAUACGAUAUAUUAUUAUUAU
Messenger RNA from Scheffersomyces amazonensis, 2075 nucleotides. RefSeq names its product F1F0 ATP synthase subunit alpha (gene ATP1). Gene Ontology annotation, molecular function: ATP binding; ADP binding; proton-transporting ATP synthase activity, rotational mechanism. Gene Ontology annotation, biological process: proton motive force-driven ATP synthesis; proton transmembrane transport. Bases 155 to 1792 code for a protein of 545 amino acids. NCBI's taxonomy places the organism in Eukaryota, Fungi, Ascomycota, Pichiomycetes, Serinales, Debaryomycetaceae. The transcript has 2 exons. The record is from RefSeq and is a predicted model, not a curated record.